AUGGCGACUGCGUGCGGUCGUCAGUGUAAAACAGGCGGUAAUACUGCCAAAUCACAAAAAGAACACCUGCGAAAAGGUAAAGACUCACAACGGAGACAGGCGGCUCUUUCUUUCCUGAACAACAUAUCUCUAGACGGACGGCCUUUAUAUCAUCUCAGCAAUGGAAACCUCGGUCAAAGGGACGCCGCCGAGCUCCGAAGUCGAGACGCCGCCGGGGCACAGGCGAUUGGACACACUCAAUUUUCACCGUGUACCUACGGAACCUUCCCCCAUGUAUCACCCUACUUGGCCGGUGGCGCUGCUACUACUGUGGCGGGGAUUGGGGGACUGAGCCCAGUCCUACCUAAUUUGGGUAUGUCUACAGACACUGGCGCAAGUGUUGCUGUGGGGUGCCGUGAGGUGUUGUUUGAGGGUGUAGACACCAUAGUGCCCCCAGAUACCCCCCUGUCCCCCAUUUCUGGACCUCAGACCUUCAAUCCAAUUGCCAAAUCGCCAUCUGUGCUCCAGACUCUGAAUUCCGUGCCGGGGGAUACACGUCAAAGGUCACGGAAUCAUUCGGGCUCUCCAGGACCCGCAAGGGUGGCCAAGAAGGUCCACUUUAUCAAGAGUAUGAGGCAAUAUGACACACGAGGCAGCAGGAUUAUGCUGAUUUGUGCCAAGCGGUCUCUAUGUGCUGCUUUCUCAGUGCUGCCCUAUGGAGAAUGUAUUCACCUCAGUGACCCAAAGCUGGAUGCUCAGAGACAACGGCUGUCCUCUGGGGUUGGCUCUGACCUGUUCCCUGGCCUGGAGGGCCUUGGGGUGGAGCUAGGGGCAUAUGGAAAGACGGUAUCGUACGCCCGAUUCCUUUUCCCAACUAAUGCCCUGGUGAGGUCGAAGAGCAGUGGACCACUAGAGCCCAGCACAACACAGACACCCCUAUCCCGUUACCGAGGCAACGGCCAGAAGAACUACACCAACCCGUCUCGACUCAACAGCACCAUAGGACAGGACCCGAGUAUAGAAGACCUGGCAGACUAUGAUCCCUAUCUACUCAGUGACCCUCAGUGGCCUUGCGGGAGACACAAGAGAGUUCUUAUAUUUGCAUCCUAUAUGACGACUGUUAUUGAGUACGUGAAGCCGUCGGACCUGAAAAAAGACAUGAAUGAGACGUUCAAGGAGAAGUUCCCCCAUAUCAAACUGACCCUCAGCAAGAUAAGAAGCCUGAAGCGGGACAUGCGUGCGGUGGGAGAGGAGUGCAGUCUGCAGCCAGUCACGGUGGCCAUGGCCUUUGUGUACUUUGAGAAGCUGGUGCUGCAGGGCCGCCUGAACAAGCAAAACAGGAAGCUGGUGUCUGCUGCCUGUGUCCUGCUGGCAGCCAAGAUCAGCAGUGAUCUGAAGAAGCAGGAGGUCCGACAGCUGAUUGACAAGCUGGAGGAGCGUUUUCGUAUAAACCGGCGGGAGUUGAUUCCAUUGGAGUUCCCUGUCCUGGUUGCCUUGGAGAUGGGGCUCUACCUCCCUGACAGCAAGGUCAUGCCGCAUUACCGCAGGCUGGUGCAGCAGGGCUAGGCUGGAGCCUGGAGGUGGCCUGAAUCACUGGCCUGGGUCCAGUUUGGAUAUUUAAGUCCUGAUGAUAUUGAUUGGAAAUGCUGAUCCUGGAUCAUCACCUGGAGGGAGGCAUUUUCUUCCCUAGAAUAUGUUUAGGUGUAGCAGACAUGUCCCUUAUUCAAAUUGGGGGGGGGGGGGGGUUUGGUGCUCAAUAUUUAUAUUGAAUUUUUCUUUAUCACGAUAUGAAGGAUUAAGUGUUUUCCGCAAAGAUAUUGGACUGAUUCGCUUGUACCGAACUUCUUUCUGUGGUGUGUAUUGCAUUCUGAUCAAUAUAUAUUUUUUAAACCAUGUCUAUUUGUACAAACAGUACAAGUUAACUAUUUAUUGAAAAAUAGCUCCAACUUGGUGUGGGGUAGCAUCCCAAUGGGGGUGUCUUUAAGUACACACAGAGAGGAGGCUUUGAUGUUGAUGGUUGUUAUAUCAGUUUGAAAUUAUUUAAUGUACUGUCCAAAGGUGCAGAAAAGUCAUUUUUUUGUGGAAAUGGUGCCUGGUGUUAUCUUUGCUCAUUUAUAGCUCAAAUCAGUUUAUUUGUCGCAUACACUGAUUUGCAGAUGUUAUCGCAGGUGCAGCGAAAUGCUUGUCUCUAGCGCCAACAGUGCAGUAAUGUCUAGCAAAACGACACACGUACAGUACCAGUCAAAAGUUUGGACACGCAAACUCAUUCAAA
Oncorhynchus gorbuscha (pink salmon) is the source of this 2251-nucleotide messenger RNA. Its product is annotated as CDK5 and ABL1 enzyme substrate 2-like. Bases 1 to 1545 code for a protein of 514 amino acids. Gene Ontology annotation, biological process: regulation of cell cycle. The transcript is spliced from 9 exons. Lineage: Eukaryota; Metazoa; Chordata; Actinopteri; Salmoniformes; Salmonidae. The record is from RefSeq and is a predicted model, not a curated record.